AGCAUUGAGGGCAAAGAAGCCACGCAAGUUUAAGCCAAUUAAAGUUUGCCGAGUGUGACAACUGAAAAGCUGUUGGAUUGAGAUGUUUUCAGCGUCGCAUAUUUGCGAGUUCAUUAUGAAAAGCAUUCAUUUACACAACAAAAACUACCUAUAAUUAGAUUCUAUUCAUUAUUAUUUUGACUGAAACACACUGAAGCAACUUGUUGUGCUUCUUUCCGGAAAUUUAUUUAAUUUGAUAAAAGAUUGAGUCGCAUUUUACACCCCCAAAGAUACAAAAUGCGCAAGACGGACCCAAUAAACAGCGCGAAGAUGCAGUCGGGGUUUGUUUGCUAAAGGGUGAAUCUAUCAAGUGGUUAAAAUAUGUGAAAAAUGGGAACUGAAAAAUUACACGAGUAUGAGGGUGUCUUAGGCCGACUACACACCCUCAGAGACAACAUCAAAGACAGGUGGAACACCUGGAAAGAAGAGAGUCCAGGUAGAUUAUCCUCUCUUUUACUAAGACGUGAAAAAACACCCCCAGGAGUCAUCUACGAAGACUAUUCUCAUAUCUACAGACGAAAAACCCGGACUGAAUUGAUACGUAUUUCAGCAGCUGUAAUGGGAAUUGAAUUCUCAUAUUCAGCGGAAACAGCUUUCGUAUCGCCUACAUUAUUGAAAAUCGGUGUUGAGCACAAACAUAUGACCCUAGUCUGGGCUUUAUCUCCCCUUAUUGGAUUCUUCCUAACUCCAAUUUUAGGAUCAUUGAGUGAUCGAUGCCAUUUAAAUGCCGGACGACGAAGACCUUUUAUUUUUGUGAUGUCUGUUGGAGUUUUAUUGGGCCUUUUGUUGGUCCCCAAUGGAGAACUAUUGGGCUAUGUAGCAGGUGACCCUAAUCCUUCAGAUCCUCAAUACAAUAAUUCGCACCCUUGGGGAGUGUUUUUCACGGUUUUGGGAACGGUCCUCCUGGAUUUUGAUGCCGAUGCGUGCCAAAGCCCAGCAAGGGCAUAUUUGUUAGACGUUACCAUUCCUGAUGACCAUGCCCGUGGUUUGAGUACUUUUACUGUGAUGGCAGGACUAGGGGGAUUUUUAGGAUACGCUCUAGGAGGGAUAAACUGGGAUGCGACUCUUAUAGGCAGAUUACUAGGAGGUCAUGUUCGGGCUGUUUUCACUCUAACAACUCUAAUUUUCGUCGUGUGUGUGUCUUACACUAUCACUAGUUUUAAGGAAAUGCCUUUGAGACUCCUUGAAUUGAAAGGAACUUUAGAAGAGGCAGAUGAAAUCAAAAAAACCGGGUCCAAUUAUGGUAGUUUAGAAGUAGACGAUGAACAAGAAAAUUCUACUCAAUACAUUUCGAUCAAUAGCGAUCAACCAAAAUCGAGGAAAAGUAUAGUCCCGGCACCUAAUGCAUCUUUACUUAUUUACCUCAAAAGUAUUAUCUAUAUGCCUAAAUCACUGAAAAUCUUGUGUUUGACGAACCUUUUCUGUUGGAUGGCUCACGUCUGCUACUCUCUUUAUUUCACAGAUUUUGUCGGCGAGGCUGUCUUUGGAGGAAAUCCAACUGGCCUUGAUAGUGACCCCAAUCGUGAGUUAUACGAAAGUGGAGUCCGAUUUGGUUGUUGGGGAAUGUCAAUGUAUUCCUUAUCUUGCGCUUGCUACUCUUUGAUAAUCGAAAAAUUGAUUAAAAAUUUUGGUGCCAGAAAAGUCUACGUUGGGGGUCUAUUGGUUUAUUCAAGUGGAAUGUUUUUGAUGGCUUUGACUAAACAUAAAGUUGGGGUUAUUAUAUUUAGUUGGACUGCUGGUGUUAUGUACUCGACUCUUUUCACCAUGCCAUAUCUCCUAGUUGCUCACUACCACGCCAAAGGAACGUUUGAGAAAGUUGAAGAAGGGAAAGAAAUUACUCAACAGAUCCGAGGCCUCGGAACCGACGUUGCCAUAGUCUCAAGCAUGGUUUUCCUCGCUCAAUUUAUCUUAUCAAUGUGUAUGGGUUAUAUUGUCAAUGCAGUGGGGACCACCACCGCUGUGGUCGUCGUUGCAAGCAGCCUGGCUUUUUGUGGGGCUAUAACUGCAACCCAAGUCGUCUAUUUGGACCUUUAAGUUAUUUUUAACAAAAAAAAAUGCAUGUUUGGUGUCCUCGUCACAUUUUGGCAAAUAUUCGUGUUUUGAUGUGUCCAAUAGACGUGACUUUGAAAAGGCAAAUAAAAUAUGAAUGUUG
Molecule: messenger RNA, 2191 nt
Organism: Tribolium madens (black flour beetle)
Lineage: Eukaryota; Metazoa; Arthropoda; Insecta; Coleoptera; Tenebrionidae
Gene: lovit
Product: proton-associated sugar transporter A
Exons: 7
Coding region: 370-2073 (567 amino acids)
Cellular component (GO): membrane
Molecular function (GO): sucrose:proton symporter activity
Source: RefSeq, a predicted model, not a curated record